Messenger RNA from Penicillium olsonii, 2112 nucleotides. NCBI's taxonomy places the organism in Eukaryota, Fungi, Ascomycota, Eurotiomycetes, Eurotiales, Aspergillaceae. The record is from the annotation of a GenBank genome assembly.
AUGCCAGGAAAGCAGUCGCAGCCUUCAGUGCCGAAGAUGGCUCUGUCCUCCGCCCUGUCAGCACCAUGGGGCUUUCUUCGACCCACCGACGAUCUGCAUACCACUGUCGUGGACUCCGCAAAACACAUCCUAGACUCCCUCGCUGGUUCCGUCGUGGAUGCUCAAACCACUCGUCGCCAAAUCAACAAGAAGCGCAAAAGAUCAGACCUGGAAUCCGAUCAAAUUACUCAGCUGCAACUCAAGAAUCUCUAUGUGGACGGCUUCACCUCGAAUCAAAUAUGGGAACAGGCCAUUCGGAUUCUCGAGACUACGGGCGAAGAGGUUGAGCGGGAUAUCGCUUUGAUCGCCCAGCACAGUGGCUACUUGGACCAGGACGCCUCUGAGCUGGACGACGCUUCAGACCCCGAGCUUGCGCAGUCCGACAGUGACAGCCAGGAGGGCAUUGAUGAACUCUCCGAGGGUUCGGGCGCGGAAGAUGACGCCGAGGAAGAAGAUGACGUACAGUCUGAUAUGGAGGGCGAGUCUUUGGAGGGUAAAGAAGAUUUGGAAGACGAGGACAUGGAGGAUUGGGACGACGAGAGAUCCAUCGCCUCAAGCGAAGAAGAAGCGUCCGAAACCUUUAUCGAGGAUAAAUUUGGCCUGAAUGACGGGUUCUUCUCCAUCGACGAUUUCAACAAGCAAUCUGAAGCGCUCGAAAGACAAGACAUCAAGGGUGGACCCGAGGAAGGGGAGGACAGCGAUGAAGAAGAUCUGGACUGGCACGCAAACCCAUUGGUGGCUGGAAAUACUGCUCCUGUCAACGACCGCAAGACACCGAGGAACGACGCAACGGAGGGAGACGAAGAGAUGGAUGACAGUGAGGAGGAGGGACCAACCUUCGGUAAUGUCGAUCUCAACGCCGACUCUGACUCCGACAAUGAAGAUGCCGAUGAUCUUGCCGAGGAGGCUGCGGGCUGGGUCAACACAAGUGAUAUCAAAUACGCCGAUUUCUUCGCACCUCCACCCCGCAAGGCCUCAAACAAAAAGGCGCGGGCACUGCCAAAAACUCAACCCGAGGCAGCACCGGUCAACGAUGCUGAUGUUAAUCGUGCUAUGGAUGACGUUCGACGAGACUUGUUCGACGACGAAGAUGACUCGGCCGGAGAAGAGGGUGACGAUAUGGACGAGUCAGGAGAUAAUGCUCCAAAAUCUUCACACGAGAAGCAAAGGGCCCGCAUCGCCGAUGAAAUUCGUCGACUGGAGGCGGCUAAUGUCGCGAAGAAAGAGUGGAUGGUUGCUGGUGAAGCCAAAGCUGUCGAGAGACCCGUGAACUCUCUCAUCGAGGAAGACCUUGACUUUGAACGGAUCGGAAAGCCCGUCCCCGUUGUCACCAAUGAAACUAGCGAGGGCAUCGAGGAAUUGGUCAAGCGCCGCAUUCUUGCCAUGGAAUUUGACGAAGUCGUCCGCCGUCGACCAGGUGCUGAGACUCAACAAGCCGGAAGAAAGCCUCGAUUCGAACUGGAUGAUACGAAGGCCCAGCAAGGCCUGGCCGAAAUUUACGAGACAGAGCACCUUAAGGCCAAUGACCCCAACUUUGUCGAUACCAAGGACCGCAAAUUAAUGCGUGAGCACGCCGAAAUCACCAGCCUGUGGAACGACGUCAGUGCCCAAUUGGAUACGCUAUGCAACUGGCACUACAAGCCAAAGAUCGCCCAAGCCAGCAUCAACGUUGUCACUGAUGCGCCGACCAUCAUGAUGGAGGAGGCACGCCCCACCGCUGGCGGCGCUGCCGGUGGGCCUGUGGGACUUGCUCCACAGGAGGUCUACGCCCCCGGUGAUGAUGGGAAGGUUGGCGGAGAAGUGGUCCUCAAGAACGGUGCAUCCGUCUCGAAAGAGGAGAUGUCUCGCGAAGAGAAGGCCAAGAACCGACGCCAGAACAAGAAGACUCAGAAGAAGGCCAACGCCGACUCAUCUCAGCAAAAGCCCAGCAAGGCCGCCGAGAAGCAGCAGAUGAUGUCCGAUUUGAAGAAGGGAGGCGUCAAGGUCAUCGACAAGGAGGGUCGUGUCACUAAUAUCAAUGGUGAUGCCGUUAAAGCGAGUGGUCAAAACCGAGGAGACAAUCUGAAGCUGUGA